This is a messenger RNA of Tribolium castaneum (red flour beetle), 3260 nucleotides long. RefSeq names its product patj homolog. The transcript is spliced from 3 exons. Gene Ontology annotation, molecular function: protein binding. The coding region runs from base 377 to 2344 and encodes 655 amino acids. Lineage: Eukaryota; Metazoa; Arthropoda; Insecta; Coleoptera; Tenebrionidae. The record is from RefSeq and is a predicted model, not a curated record.
UUACAAUAACAUUCAAUUAAAAAAGCAGCAUUGUAGCGAGAUAAUGACUAUUCCAAUAUACAUGCUUAUUUCAAAUCGCGCGCCUCAAAAAGUUCGUUGAGGGCGCCCCCCACUUUUUAGUCGUGUUCACGAAUUCUCUGUCCGCGUCGCUUCUCCUCUGUUCUCUGGUCGAACUAUGGCCUCGUUCAGAUAACCACAAAAACACUUGGUGCCAGUCUCCGCGAUGUCUGCCCGACUUCGGAUCGACAAAAAAGUGAUUGCCGGCGUGCCGUUCACGCUUUAUCAACCGUCUCGGACAUAACCUAAUCGGCCACCGUUGGAAGAGCGCCAAGUUCGAAGGGGCCCCUUUGAGAGAUGCGGCUAGAGCGAGGACAUCAUGGUGUUGAGCACGGAAUGGUCGCAAGUUGAGAUUAUCGACUUGGUGAACGAUGGCUCGGGGCUGGGGUUCGGCAUCGUCGGCGGCAGAAGCACGGGGGUCGUCAUAAAGAGCAUCCUCCCAGGGGGCAUCGCCGACAAAGACAGCCGUCUCCAGAGCGGCGACCACAUCCUCCAGAUCGGAGACGUCAAUUUAAGGGGGCUCGCCGCCGACCAAGUUGCCACCGUUCUUAGGCAGGCUGGGGCACAGGUCAGGAUGGUGGUCGCACGUCCUGUUGAGCCUUCUUCCGCGGAUUUCCAGUCCUUCGGCUGUUCGGCUCCCAUAGUUCCGACAAAAAUCCUCACCGAUCCGGAAGAGCUCGACCGCCAGCUCCAACAAAACGGCUACUCCUCUUUCUACGCUUACAACGACCGCGGUUCUUGCGACGACCUCGAACAAACCGACGUAAAUUCCAUCGAUGCUAACCCCGCAAGUUUCAAUUCUUUAGACGUGGUUGUCAACAACAAUAAUAACACGAAUGGCUUCUCGCCCACCAGCGAGAGUCAAGUGGUGAUCAUCCCCGCCGACAUUGAAUACACUCUUCCAGAAACGGAGCGCUUCACCGUAGAACUGACAAAAAACGAAUACGGGCUGGGGAUUACGAUAGCAGGGUACGUGUGCGAGAGGGAGGAUCUCAGUGGAAUCUUCGUCAAGAGUUUGAACGAAGGCAGCGAAGCCUUUAAGUGCGGAAAGAUUAAUACUAACGAUAGGAUUGUGGAAGUUGAUGGACAGUCUUUGCAAGGGUUUACGAAUUACGAGGCUGUGGAGAAGAUUAAGCAAACGGGAGGGAAAGUUGUGUUGACUUUGGAGAGGUACUUGAGAGGGCCCAAGUUCGAGCAAUUACAAGAAGCGUUAGCUAUUCAGGAACAAAAGGAUUUGAGUCCACCUUCGCCUUCGCAAACGACUCUCAGUUGGAUACCUAUUGAAGCAGCCGAGGGCCAGAUCGAGCCGGAAGGUGAGUCCGUCGUGAGCGUCAAUAGCGAAAUCUACGAGCAAAACCUCGAAACUAAAGAAAUCUUUAUCGAAGAAGACUUCGAGGCGAACCCCGAUGACGAUCUAGAAACCGCCACCAAGAAAAAAUGGGAGGCUAUAAUCGGCAGCGACACUGAAAUCGUCGUCGCCAACCUGACAAAACUCAAAGGCUUGGGCAUAAGCCUGGAGGGAACAGUCGACGUGGAAGGAGGCAUCGAAUUACGUCCCCAUCACUACAUCCGUUCCAUACUCCCCGAAGGCCCCGUCGGCCAAAACGGCAAACUCAGCUCAGGUGACGAACUCCUGGAAGUAAACGGCCAAAAACUCCUCGGGAUCAAGCACGUGGAAGUCGUCAAGAUCCUCCGCGAGUUGCCGAGCACCGUCCGCCUGGUCUGUGCUCGCAAGCACGAGGAGAACCGCGUCAUCAACACCUCCCAAGACCGCGAAGCUUUCGAAGCGCGGAACAUCCUGGGGGGCAGUUUGAAAAACCUCUUACCCCAACCGGAACAACGCCUGCUCAAAGCUCUAAGCGACACGAGUAUCAACACUUCGAGCACCGUGACCGUGACCAGCGAGCCCAGCUUGCAAAAAGCCAAAUCGCGCUCGCUGGAAGUGACGAACUUGGCGAUGUGGUCGGAGGAGGUCGAGUAUGUCGAGUUGCUCAAAACCGAUCGGGGUUUGGGCUUCUCGAUCCUGGACUACCAGGACCCUCUGGACCCCAAAGCGACCGUCAUAGUCGUGCGGAGUCUCGUGCCUAACGGGGCGGCGGAGCACGACGGCCGCAUCACUCCAGGUGAUCGACUGAUCAGUGUUAAUGGCAAAGUAAUCAAAAAUGUGACCCUGGACCAGGCGGUCCAGGCGCUGAAAGGGACACUGCCCGGUCCUGUCAAGUUAGGUAUCUCCAAACCGUUACCCAGUUCCAGAGCCAGCGAAAACGUCAGUACGAUAGGGUCUUGAAGCGACAAUUUUUCGACAAUUGUAAAUAACAAUAUUUUAGUACUUGGAUUUUGGAUAAGCACAAUCACUGCUGCCUUUUCGAAUAUUUUUCCGUAGUUAAGGUGAUUAGAUGACGAAUUUAUAAGCUGUAAGGCUUCAAGGGCACAAAUUCGUAUGUAUUUUAUACGCAUAUCAGCUGAUGAGGUUUUAAAGUGUCCAGACACUUCACUUUUUUAACGCUCUAGUCGCUAGGUAUAUCAGGAAUUAAUGAAGGUAGGCGAUAGACGGGGGAAGUCCCCGCUUGUAUAGUCCGGAGUCCGGUCACUAGUGCUUCGAUCAGUUUUCUUCUACAAGCAGGUUCUUCCAUAAAUCAAUACGUAACAAUGGAAUUUAUGCACAAUACUGAUCUAAAUAAGGAAUUGAAUACACUUGAUGUUUUACUUACACUGUGUAAAUAAUUGUGUGGUGUUAUGUGUUACAAGUCUGAAUCUUGAUAUUCGUGCCAUGUUUUGUUGUGAUUUUGUUUUUGUUAAGACUGAUUUUAAACAACUCAAUCUGGAGGUCAAUAUUUAAGCAAUAUGGCGGUUAUUAUGUGAUAAGUUCAUUGGCCUAAGUUUUUAAUUUUGGUGUGUGAUGUGUACAUAAAAAAUCGAUCGUAUUGUAAAAAUAGGAUAAAUAAUAAAAUACUUGAUUCGAGUUAAAACUCGAGACGGAAUAUUUAUCGAUUCUUGCCAGAGUUGAUGAAGAGUUCCUCCUCAAAUUGUUAAAUAGAGUCACUGGGGGGUGGUUUUGAUUUGUUGCAUGAUUAAAUUAGGUCCCACCGGAAAUUACUAUUCUUAGACACUGUUCAAGCUUCAUUAUUUACAAAAAACUAUCCUCUAAUCAUAAUUACAAUAAAUUAUGUAAGUGACGUUACAUGAAUAAAUUAUAUUUAUUA